AGUCGCACUGUUAUUCUGCCUUGUACGACGUCCCGAGCCUGUCCCACACGUCGAUCAAAGGCCUUGCGCACAUUCUUCCGCCCUCAAUCCCGCAUCCUCCGCUCCAGAUCGUUCUCUUCGCACUAGCGCGUCGAUUGUCCGCUUCGGCCAGCGUUCUAGACCUUUUCGAGACCUCGCAGUCUUCUGAGCCUCCUGUCCGGCUAUCUACUUGCGCCCACUUCUGUCCCUUUGUCUGCGCUCGUGUUCGCUCUACGCGCUGUGCAAGAGCUUCGGAGUACCUGGGUUCUGCUUCUUCUCGCCAGCACGUGGUCGUCCUCUCCGCGGCAUCCAUGACUUGGGCCGGGUGGAACACGCCGUGGUAGAAGCGAUAUGCGCCAGGAUCGCCUGCUGACUGGCGAUGCGAAUCUACUGGCAGCAAAUCUUGCAGUGUCUCCUGGGUCCUCGCAGCAUCCAAUCGGCACCGCAAACGUUGACAGUUACUUCGACAUACGUCCAGAUGGCUCGCAGUCGCCGACAUCUCUCCGCAGCGUCGCCUCUUCGGCUGCACUGGCGAACGCCUCGUCCAAUACAAUCGUGGCGCUGACAGCGUUGCAAUAUCUUCCCAUGCCCGUAUUGGUCCUGGAUUCGCUGAAGGCGGUCGUGGCUGCCAACGAAGCUAUGGGAAGACUCUUGGGCAUCGACCCUAGCGAGCUAGCAAACGACGACGGCCCUGUCGCAACUGUUACCGACGUGCUGCAGGGGAGCCAUAUGUCACAGCUGGGCAUUGAGAUUCUGGUUCACGGAUCGCCUAUCCUCAUUAGCUGGGAUGACUUUCUGGACGGAAUCGUCCAGUCUGGACAGCAGGCUGCGACAGAUCGACAAGCAGCUUUAGACGGAGACAAAUCUGGCGCCGCCAGCGGUUCGACAAUUCGCAGCGGCGAUAGUACCCCGACAGCGAACCAUGCGGCGAGACCUGCAGACUCCUUAGGACGAGAACAGGAGUCGCUUCGGCAGAAUCCCUCGGCCUCCAGCCCUGCAACUGUUAUUGAUUCUUCUGUCGAAGUGAUCAUCACAUCGUUUCGCGAGCGAUCUCCCACUGCCAACAAGAAUGGCCAACCGGUGCGGAGUGCUGACGACAGCACGCUUCAGGCAAACAUGAUUGUGUCAACAUGGUCGAUUGACGAUGUUUCUUAUCACACGUUGACAUUUACUAAUUCGCAGACCGCACAAACUUCUGCUCAGACAGCGAAGACCACUAGACGUACCGUUAAUCGAAGUACGACCUUAAGCCCUCGCCCUCUUGGUUCCUCAAGCUCCAGCUCUUCAGGAAAACGGUCCGUCGCAGGCACAAUUUCCAGCACAGGUAGCUCUACAACGCCCUCUCCUUUAAUAUCAACUCCUACAUUUCCUCCCCUCGGUCCUCCAUCGGCAAAUAUAGGAUCUUCAAGGUCGCUUUUUCAAAAGGCGAGUCGUCUCAAGGAUGCUAUUCUCAACUCCGUAAACAUGCCAUCAUAUGCAAUGUGGAAAGACGAGACUUUCGGAAUUCCCAACAAAGCACUUCUUGCCUUGCAUCCGGAUGGUGCUCCAUUCGCGGGCAGUAACCAACGAGAUUGGCUUUCAGAAUUCACUUUGUACACUGAGGAUUUUGAAUCCGAGUUGAGCGUGGAUGAAUUUCCAAUCAUCCAACUCUGCCGCAGUCAAAAGAGGUUUGAUGGUCGACGCAUCGGGAUGCGUCAUCCAAAAACAAAGGCGAAGAUUGUCUUCGAAGUCCUGGGUGAACCAAUCUUUGAUGACGGGAGCGACGAAUUCCUCGGCGGCAUCGUCAUUUUCAAGGAUGUCACACAAUAUACCAAGCGCAUUGCUGAGCAAAUCGAGGAAAAUGAGAAGCAAUUUGAGUAUAUUGCUAAUCUGAUUCCAAUCAUGGUAUGGAGGACGACGCCUGAGGGUAUUCAUGACUGGUAUUCACAGAGGUGGUAUGACUACACCGGACUCACCGUUGAAGAAUCAUUCGGUGAAGGCUGGAGAGGUGCUUUUCACCCAGAAGACAUGCCAGUCACAAGUGCUCGCUGGGCUCAUUCACUUGCAACCGGCGAAGAAUACAUUACAGAGUAUAGGUGCAAGAGAGCGGAUGGACAGUGGCGAUGGAUGCUGGGCCGUGCAACACCUUUCCUCGACGACAAAGGCAAGAUUGUAAAAUGGUUUGGCACCUGCACAGAUAUCCACGAGCUUGUGGAAGCAAGACGCGAAGCUAGAAAUGUCCGAGAACAACUCCAGCGGGUUAUGGAGCACGCUCAGGUCACUCUAUGGGCAAUUGACACAAAAGGCGUAAUUACACUGCUAGAAGGAAACAUGGUCAAAUCGCCUAUUGCACAUGGCAAAGCGCCUUUCAUCGGUCAACAUAUUGACGACAUCGUCGAACUUGAAACAUGGAGGCCUGCCGUCGAUCGAUUGCUGAGCGGCAGUUCCAAAGACGAAUUUAUCGAGUCACACGUAGGUGGAGACAGAUGGUUUCGUACCAGAGGUCUGCCGCUCUACGCGGAACACACAGACAAGGGCAAUGCCGACGCGAAAGUUAUCGAUGGAAUCAUCUGGGUUUCGGUCGACUCCACCGAAUUGCGGCGGAGAGAGGCCGAGUUGAAAGCUCAGGAGAAAGCAAACGCGAAACUUCUGGCGAACGAGGCAGCUGCAAAAGAAGCAAGCAAGAUGAAGAGCCAGUUUCUCGCGAACAUGAGCCACGAGAUCCGCACGCCUAUUGCUGGCGUGAUCGGCAUGAGUGAGCUUCUGUUGGACACCAACUUGAAUGACGAGCAGCGCGAGUUCGCCGAAAACAUCAAUCGUUCGGCGAACAGCCUGCUGACCGUCAUCAAUGACAUUCUGGACUUCUCAAAGGUGGAAUCGGGCAGACUAGACAUCGAAGAUGUGCAGUUCAAUCUAUCUGUUGUGAUUAGAGAUAUCGGCAAGAUGACUUCCUUCGCUGCCCAGCGGAAGAACCUGACCUACGAGAGCUACAUCGAACCACGUAUUGCACAAGACUUUAAAGUUACGGGCGACCCGGGCCGAUUGCGCCAGAUUAUACAAAAUCUGCUCACAAACUCUCUUAAAUUUACCACUCAAGGAUCGAUCAGCUUGAGCGUUCACACGGUCAGCGAAACGCAAGACACUACGACGCUUUCUUUUGAAGUCAGAGACACUGGGAUUGGGAUUGAGGAAGAGGUCAGGAAAAAGCUUUUCAAACCCUUCAGCCAAGCAGACUCCAGUACGGCUCGAAGGUUCGGUGGAACUGGCCUCGGUUUAACAAUCAGCAAGAACCUUGUAGAACUUAUGCACGGUCAAAUUGAGCUGGAGUCGAAGCUGGGACAGGGAACAACGGCGAGGUUCUGGCUGCCCUUCAAGAAGGUGCAAAACCAGGCUGGUGAGGACGCAAUCGUCGACAUCUCUUCAAUACCUGAUCGACUCCAAUCCGAAGUUUCCAUGUCUUUGGCAAGUGAUCCAGAUCGAACACCGCCUUCGACACCGCCAGUUGGGACAAAAAUUGACACUCCUUCACGUUCCGAGUCCAUACAAACCUCGGUGAACAAAAUACCGGAUGAGUUCAUGAAUCUUGCUCCGGAAGCGAGGGCUAAAAUACACGUCCUAGUGGUCGAGGACAAUCCAAUCAACCAACAGAUUGCUACAAAGACGAUCAAAAAGCUAGGAUUCAGUGUCAGCGCAGUUUGGAACGGUCAAGAAGUGCUGGAUUAUCUUCUCCAGGAACCAACCCCCUCGCAUCCUCGGCCGGACAUCAUCCUAAUGGACGUUCAAAUGCCGAUCAUGGAUGGUUAUCGAGCAACGCAUACUAUACGGACGUCAGAACCCUUCAAGGGGCGGGUUCGAGAUAUUCCUAUCGUCGCCAUGACCGCCUCUGCCAUUCAGGGAGAUAAGGAGAAAUGUCAGAAAGCAGGCAUGGACGAUUAUCUUAGCAAGCCCGUGAGGGCUCCUGUUCUAGAGAAAAUGCUACUCAAGUGGUCUUCACAGGGUCAACACAGGGAUUCAACAAGGAGACACGAGAGUUUGAGUCUUGAGUCUGAAUACUCGCUUGAGUCGUCUGCGCCUUCACGACCCCACUCUCCACUUCUAUCCGGUGGCAGAAAAGCGGGUUUUGCAGCUCCAAGCACAUCAGACCAUUCCAACAUGCGUCCUGCGCAGCGGAAACGAACGCCGUCAGGGGAGUCGCCAUCGAACGUCCAUGACCAGGGAAAGGCCUCUCCGCCGAACGUGGCAUCAUCAAGCAGAGAGUCUUCAGCAGAGCUUGGAGACGACUCCGUCAACACACAAAGCGUCAUUCAGCAGCACAGAUUUCAAAAUGAAGAAGAGGCUUCAAUCUUGCGAGACGACAAGAUGUUGGCCGUGACAGAUAUCCCAACAGCUCCGCGCCGAAGUCUGUCCGGAAACGAGCGAAAAAGCGAGAAACUGCAGUCAGGUCACAAACUAACGAGGGAAAAUUUGGACAAGCACACUAGCGAUCAGCAUUUACCCGACGAAGCAAGAAUGGGAGAUGGCAAAGGGGAGCAACCUUGACUGAGGAUACCUUUUUUUUUUUUUUGAGCGUUUAUAACGCUGAAGCAGUGUCUAGAAACACAACGCGCUGUGCUCAUCAACGGCUUGAUCAAGAUUUAUGCCGGAUUACAAACUUAUAUAUAUAUAUAUAUAUGUAUAUUCUUGAACUCGACAAGCGCUUUUCGAAACCUUUUGUAGUAGCAAGAGUAAACCUACAUUGGGACGAUCAUCGGGGUAAUGACUAAAAGUAUAUAAUCUUAACCAGUUCCAGGAGUGGCAAGUCCCUCCUGAAGGAGAGGAAAUCAUAGUUCUCUAAUUCAUCC
This is a messenger RNA of Verruconis gallopava, 4838 nucleotides long. RefSeq lists its product as uncharacterized. The transcript is spliced from 3 exons. Lineage: Eukaryota; Fungi; Ascomycota; Dothideomycetes; Venturiales; Sympoventuriaceae. The record is from RefSeq and is a predicted model, not a curated record. Gene Ontology annotation, molecular function: protein binding; phosphorelay sensor kinase activity. Gene Ontology annotation, biological process: phosphorelay signal transduction system; phosphorylation. The coding region runs from base 370 to 4536 and encodes 1388 amino acids.